Messenger RNA from Myotis daubentonii (Daubenton's bat), 1898 nucleotides. RefSeq names its product NCK adaptor protein 2 (gene NCK2). Gene Ontology annotation, cellular component: cytoplasm. Gene Ontology annotation, biological process: positive regulation of endoplasmic reticulum stress-induced intrinsic apoptotic signaling pathway; cell migration; negative regulation of endoplasmic reticulum stress-induced eIF2 alpha phosphorylation. Bases 463 to 1401 code for a protein of 312 amino acids. The record is from RefSeq and is a predicted model, not a curated record. The transcript has 4 exons. Gene Ontology annotation, molecular function: receptor tyrosine kinase binding; signaling adaptor activity. NCBI's taxonomy places the organism in Eukaryota, Metazoa, Chordata, Mammalia, Chiroptera, Vespertilionidae.
GGGCGGGCGCCGCGCGGGGGAGGGGUCGCCGCCGCCACCGCCGCCGCCGCCGCCGCCGCCGGGAUCGUCAGGCCGGAGCCGCGGGCCGAGCGGGCGGCGGGAGGCUGGGCGGCGGAGGCUCGCGGCGCCCGGGCCGGCGGGGUCCGGCCGGGCCGGCAGCGUCCGCCGAGCGGCGGGAAGAGGGAGCGGCGCAGACAAAGAGCGGCGCCUGGGCGGGCGCGGCCGCCACCCGGGACCCGCGCCGCUGCCCUCCGGCCUCGGCGCGCGGCGAGAUCGCCUCUGCGCCUUUACUACGAGAGGUUUCCCAGAGCAGAGCCCUGUGGAGGUGGGAGUUGGGUUUGGGAGCCUGGAGAAUUGCCGCCGCUCCGUCCCUGCGCAGGUGUGAUCUGCUGGAGUCAUCGCCAGGGGUUCUGGUGUGGCCAGUCAUCUCGUAGCUGAGGCCAAGGGGGGACCACAUGAAAGAUGACAGAGGAGGUCAUCGUGAUCGCCAAGUGGGACUACACGGCCCAGCAGGACCAGGAGCUGGACAUCAAGAAGAACGAGCGCCUGUGGCUGCUGGACGACUCCAAGACGUGGUGGCGGGUGCGCAACGCCGCCAACAGGACGGGCUACGUGCCGUCCAACUACGUGGAGAGGAAGAACAGCCUGAAGAAGGGCUCCCUGGUCAAGAACCUGAAGGACACGCUAGCCCAGCGACUUCUCCGUGUCUCUCAAAGCGUCAGGGAAGAACAAACAUUUCAAGGUGCAGCUCGUGGACAGCGUCUACUGCAUCGGGCAGCGGCGGUUCCACACCAUGGACGAGCUGGUGGAGCACUACAAAAAGGCCCCCAUCUUCACCAGCGAGCACGGCGAGAAGCUCUACCUCGUGCGGGCACUCCAGUGACGCCUGCCGGGCCCUGCCGCCUCCAGCCCCGGUGCCGCCCUCACUUCCCCAGGAGAAGACGUGGCUCCUCUGCCCGGCCGAUCUGUCCAGGCCGUUCCUGCCUCCUGUCGGCCACCCCAGGCCCUCGCUCCGUGUCCCAGGCCCCCCUCCUGACCAGUGUGGAGAAGGGAGGGGGCGGGUUUGUUCUCUUUAUUUCUGCUCCGUUGGAAACAGCCUCAGUCUGUUCAACCUGUUCAUGCCGUCAGCACCGCGAUGAGACGACGCGGUGCAGCGGGAGGCAGGGAAGCUGCCCGGGAUGGAGUGACCCACAGCGCGCUCCCGGGGCCUCGCGAGCGCCGGGCUCUGAUCUGGCAGCGCAGGCGGAGGUCCCGGUCCCCAGCAGCCCCUGCUCAGCCCUUCGCCCUCCCCUGGCGCCCGGCUCUCCAGGAGUGGCCCGUCUGCGGGGAGCAAUCCCGGAGCCACCAGGGAGGCCGCAGCGAGGAAGCUGCCCAGUGCCUUUGGGGCUGUGCUUGCAAUAAGAAAGCGUUUCCGGAAGGUCCGUCUGCAGGAGGGACGGCCGCUCGGAAAGAGACGUUUGGUGACCUAUCCCCCGGUGUGCCAUCCACAUAGUGCUUUCCUCUUGCCUUUGGCUUAAGUUCACAGUUUUAAUUCUCAAAGUGAUAGGUAUCUGUAGCCAUUUGUUGACACUAAAACAGAUGAUUAAGGAAAACAGCUGAUCUUUUGGGAAGGGAAGCUACCAACACUUUACACACACACAAUAUAUACAUAUAUAUAUUUUAUAUAUAUAUAUUAUUUGCUUUACAGGGUUUUUCAGGGUGUACAAAGGAAUAUGUAAUUGGUAGGAAAAGACACACAGAAUGUUUGUUUUCUUUUUUCUUUACAUUUGAACUUCUUUAUAGUUUAAAUAUACUAUCUUGAGAUGGCACAUUCCUACAGUCAAAGAAGGGGUCUUGAGACCUCCUCAACUUGCAUACUCAGUUUUUUGGAUAUUGUAAUAAAAAAGUAUUACAACGAG